GCCAAGUUUCAGGCUGUGUAUUAUCACCCCACCUUCCAAAGCCAUUAGAUCUCCAUCAGUGCUUCCGUAUGGUGUGUUGUUGAUACGUACCAUAAUAACGUAUCGAUACUGUAUUGUACGGAACUUGAUGCUGUCGUCGCCAUCAAGCCACAAACCAAAUCCUCUCCAUCGUUGCUGCUGGCUAGAUAAGGCUGCUUCCUCCCUUGGCUUGCACUCAGCAUAAUUUCGUCCCAUACCCGCUGUCUUCCCCGAAUUAGCCUGCUGGCCAGCUACUUUACACCGUUGUCGUUGCCUACCUCCGACUACUUCUACCUGCGUACAUUCUUCCUCAUUAUCAGUCAAGAUGGGACCUACGAAGCCUAUCUUAUACCCACUUACCACCCCAAAGACUAUGAACUUCCCUUCCGAGCUGCGGGAGCAGACUUUCACCACAUGCCUGGACAUGGACGGGUCAUGCAGCGUUGAGAAGCGGGACGACGAGGAGAAUGACAUUGCCAUUACGCCUCCACCAGCCUAUACCGAGUUUCUCAACACCUUCAACCCCAUCUUCUCCAGUCCUACUUCCUCCCGCGCAAACUUUUCCAAGUAUAUGAUGGACAAGCCUCGUCCAUCGCCGGUGUCACCUCCCUCCAGCACCACCUCGACCACCUUCCCAAGCAGCUACCCCUCCAGAGGAAGCUCCCUGACCGUCCCUCCCCAAGCUCCCACACCUCCAUAUAGCGCCAAAAGUCCAAUUCAAAUCCAACGCAUGCGUCUACCACCGCCAUACGUCUACACACCUGUAUCUGAGUCCCCGCGCAGCGCACAUCCGCUCCGCUCACCCUAUUCCCCCUCAGACUGCUGGCGCAUCCGCCCUCUGGACUCACCUGCGAGUGAUUCUGGGAACUCGUUCAGCGUCCGACAUGUGGUGACAACUACAGUCACGUAUAAGCGGGCACCUCAGCUUGAACCCCCUCCUCAAGGCAAGCGAAGAAGAAACGGCAACCACCGGAAUGUGUAGAGAUCAUUGAUCUGGCUUCAACCGUUUCGUUCUCUGUCAGGCACAGCGGUUAUCAUUUAUACCUGCAUACUCAGGCUUUCCAAGUGGGGGCUCAGAAACGCUACGUGGGCCCAAGUUCAUCUUUUUCUUCUGCGAAAGACUUCUUGUCUCUUUUCCUUAAAGCUGUAUAGUCCCGGGUUUUCAUUGUUGAGUCUGGUACUGCAAGGCGGCGGCGUUUUGGGUGGGCGAGGGAGUUUUAACUGCAUUUGUAAAGAAUAUGUGAGGGGUUUGGCUUGCGUGUGUGGUUGUCUUGUUUUUGCUUGCAAUGCAAUUCUGAUCUUGUGGUUCUCAUGUAUCUGUGCUUCUUACCUGCUACCUGCUACCUAACACUACCAUCAGAACUCCUAUAACGACAUCCUUCAACAGCAGCA
This is a messenger RNA of Aspergillus brunneoviolaceus CBS 621.78, 1410 nucleotides long. RefSeq lists its product as uncharacterized. The record is from RefSeq and is a predicted model, not a curated record. Bases 344 to 1000 code for a protein of 218 amino acids. NCBI's taxonomy places the organism in Eukaryota, Fungi, Ascomycota, Eurotiomycetes, Eurotiales, Aspergillaceae. The transcript is spliced from 3 exons.